Notechis scutatus (mainland tiger snake) is the source of this 1294-nucleotide messenger RNA. RefSeq names its product arylacetamide deacetylase-like 3. The record is from RefSeq and is a predicted model, not a curated record. NCBI's taxonomy places the organism in Eukaryota, Metazoa, Chordata, Lepidosauria, Squamata, Elapidae. Gene Ontology annotation, molecular function: hydrolase activity.
AUGGGACUUUUUCUGGACGUUCUCUUUGGCGGAGGAGUCGCCCUAGGGAUGGCAAUUUUGGUCCUGGUCUCCUGGGGCAUUUAUUACGAUUUUAGGAGAACCAAGAUCCCUUUGGGAUUUCAGAAUCCACUGAAGCUGCGUCUCCUUCACGUGGGUAUCGUGAUGCUCUUCACACUGGGGAAGACCUUGGAAAUCUUGCACGUAUGCAGACAAGUCGCUUUCAUUCGCUUCCUGAUAUCUUUCAAGAAAUCCAAGAUCCAUCCCGGAGUUUACGCAAAAGAUUUCGACUUUGACGGGAUUCCGGUCCGGGUUUAUUAUCCCAAAUCCCCCUGGGCCGGUUGGAGGAAAGGGCUGGUUUUCUGCCACGGAGGGGCCGGCAUGAUUGGCAGCAUCCGUUACUACCAAGACAUCACCAGUAAAAUCGCGAAGGAGAGCGAGGCUGUGGUGGUCGUGGUUGGCUACCGCCUCUCCCCGGAGCACCCCUUCCCCACUCAGUGGGAGGACUGUCUCACCGCCACCGUGCACUUCCUGAAACACGCCAAAGAGCACGGCGUGGACCCUACACAGGUCGUCAUCGGCGGGGACAGCGCGGGGGGCAACUUCGCCACCGUCAUCACCCAAGAAAUCCUCCGACGUCCGGACCUCCCUAAACUCUGCGCUCAGGUCCUCAUCUACCCGGGUCUCCAAGCUCUGGAUUUCAACCUCCCGUCGUACCAGCAGAACGCGGCCAUGCCUAUCCUCUUCCAGGACAGUGUGGUGUUCUACGGGCUCAAGUUCCUCUUGAAGGAUUCCUCGUUGGCCGACGAUAUCUUGAAGGGUUGCCACGUGCCAGACGGGCUGAGGCAGAAGUACGCAAAGUGGCUCAGUUUGGACAACAUCCCGGAGCGAUUUAAACGCCGGGAGUACCAGAGACGCCCGUUGGGACAGUUCAAGCCGGAGGUCCACGACCAAGUGCCCAAUCUCCUGCACGCCACCUUUUCGUCCCUCUUGGUCGAAGACGAGGCCUUGAGACGCUUCCCGGAGACGUUUAUCGCCAGUUGCGAGUACGACGUGCUGCGGGAUGACGCGUUGCUGUACAAGAAGCGGUUGGAGGACAAUGGGGUGAAGGUCUCGUGGUUCCACGCCGAGCAAGGCUUUCACGGCAUCAUCAACCUCUGCUAUAUGAAUUUCGUCCGGUUUCCGGACGGCGUGGAGAUAUUGGAGAAAGUGGCUGAGUUUCUCCGGGGUUUGUGAGACGCCGAGAGAUUUCGGCGCUUUGCUUUAAAAAAGGUCAAGGAGUCGUGGACUUGCGACG